AUCAAAAUGUGAGUGGACGGUGCAUUGGUAUCAACAUGAUUUUAUGUAAAUGUUGCUUCUUCGAAUAUAAUUUAGUUUGAAGAUAAUUAAGCGAUAACUGAUAAAAUACAAAAUUGAUUAAAACAUCAUUUAGUCGGCAGUUAAGUGUUGCCCUGGUCACUAUGGGUUCCAACAUAUUGAUCCCGAUAUUUGCUUGUCUCUUGCUGGGGGCCGUGGCAGUACCCCCCGAACUGGAAUUCAUGGCCAGAUCUGUAGUCAAAGAUCGUAGCACCAACCUGGACGACCCAAAAUACCGCCUGACUGACGUUGUACAGCCAAAAGACAUGUAUGUGGAUCUGGAUGUGUAUUUGCAAGAAGCCAGAUUCAACGGCUUUGUACGUCUGGACGUACAGACACGUGAAGAGAAUCUACGUCAUAUCGUGAUGCAUCAAAAAGUAGUUUCCAUACAGACAGUGAACGUGGUGGAUUCAGUUGGUAGGCCCGUCAACCUCCAAUUCCCUGAUCCCUACACAACUGAUGACUAUUAUGAGAUCCUCAGCAUCAACUUCGCCGAUCCUCUCCCUAUUGGGAACUACAGCAUCAGCAUCCGCUAUCAGGGCGCCAUGAACUUGAACCAGUUAGAAAAUGGUUUCUACAGGGGAUACUAUUUCCUAAACAACGAGAUUCGGUACUAUGCAACCACGCAAUUUCAGCCCUAUCAUGCCAGGAUGGCCUUCCCGUGCUUCGACGAGCCACAGUUCAAGUCAAGAUUCAUUAUCUCUAUCACACGUGACCCCAGCCUCAGUCCAUCCUACUCAAACAUGCCCAUUGCUCUCACAUCGACGGUCGGUGAACGACUACGUGAAACAUUCUUUGCAACUCCAAUCGUCUCUGCCUACCUUGUCGCGUUUACUGUAAGUGACUUCGUGGAAACAAAUUACACUCACACUAACACGAGACCCUUCGGGAUAGUCUCUCGUCCAGGAGUAACCAACCAACAUCUUUACGCUGCCGAAACCGGAUUAGCUAUUACCAAUGUGAUGGAUGAUUACUUUGGCAUCGAUUACAAUGACAUGGGACAGGGACAGCCCAUGAAGAAUGACCACUUAGCGAUCCCCGAUUUUGCAGCUGGAGCUAUGGAAAACUGGGGUAUGGUUAAUUACAGGGAAGCUUAUCUACUUUACGACGAGAACCACACAAACCUUAUCAACAAAAUUUUCAUUUCCACUUUAAUGGCCCACGAGCUCGCACACAAGUGGUUUGGCAAUUUAGUCACUUGCUUCUGGUGGAGUAACCUUUGGCUCAAUGAGUCCUUUGCCAGCUUAUUCGAAUACUUCAGUGUUCAUGAGGCUAAUCCUUCAUUGGAGUUAGAUGACCAAUUUGUCGUAGAUCAAGUGCACAGCGCAUUGGAUUCUGACUCUUUCGAAACAACUGCAAUGAAUUUCUCGGAGGUUGACAGCAACCCAUCAAUUUCAUCUCACUUCAGUGUCACGAGUUAUGCCAAAGGAGCUUCAGUUUUGAGAAUGAUGGAGCAUUUCCUAGGUCCACGCUGUUUCAGAAUGGGAUUGAGAUAUUAUUUAAGAGAAAACGCUUACGGUAUAGGCACUCCUCAAAAAUUAUACGAUGCUUUGAGAAGAGCCGCUGCGGAGGAUAUGGAAUUCAGAAAACUCUACCCGAAUGUAGAUGUGGGCGCAAUUCUCGACAAUUGGGUCCAGAAUCCUGGGUCUCCUGUGGUCAAUGUACAUGUUAAUAUGUCAACUGGUCUCAUUACGCUUACUCAGGAAAGAUUCUACGCAUCGCCAACCGAGUGGGUUCCAAAUACUCGUUGGCAUAUUCCAAUCACAUGGACUCACAGUGGAAACUUCAGCUUUCAAAAUACUAGACCUAGCUUUAUCUUUAGUGGCGAUUCACAUACAAUUCAGAACACACCAGGCCACAACUUUGUGAUCCUCAACAUUGCACAGUCAGGUCUAUAUCGUGUAAAUUAUGAUGACCAUAAUUGGGAAAUGAUUGCUGCUUUUCUCAGACGAAACAACAACAACAGAUUGACUGUCCAUAAAUUGAACAGAGCUCAGAUCGUCAAUGACGUCCUUUACUUCAUCAGGGCUGGAAAGAUUGACAUUGAUAGGGCAUUUGAUGUGUUGUCGUUCCUGAGUUUUGAAACUGAUUACUAUGUUUGGGCUGGUGCUAUUAGUCAACUUAACUGGAUUAGAAGCAGAAUGGAACAUCUGCCGAAAGCACAUGAACUGUUCACUAGAUACAUGUUGCAACAGAUGACUACUGUUAUCAAUCAUCUCGGAUACGAUGAGAGGAGCACUGACUCUACGUCGACGAUUUUGAAUCGAAUGCAGAUCAUGAACCUGGCCUGCAACCUCGGACAUGCUGGCUGCAUCAGCGAUAGUCUCCGUAAAUGGAACAGCUUCAAACAGAACUCUAGCAAUUUAGUGCCAGUGAACCAGCGCCGCUAUGUCUACUGCGUUGGUCUCAGAGAAGGCGACUCUUCAGACUAUGAUUUCCUUAUGCAGCGCUACAUGACUUCGGAGAACGCUGCGGACAUGGUGGUCAUGCUGCGGGCUCUCGCUUGCACCAAAAAUACCACUUCCUUAAACCACUACCUUCACCAGACCCUCAUCAACGACAGAAUCCGUCUUCAUGACAGAACUAAUGCCUUUGCCUUCGCUCUACAAGGAAACAGGGAAAACUUGGAUACUGUUCUCGAAUUCCUCUUUGAACACUUCGCUGCGAUUAGGGAAGCACAUGGUGGUGAAUCGCAAUUCAUAAUGAACCUGCUCAAUAUAGUAGAUUUUUUGACGAACUUCGCAGAUAUUGAAAGAUUCAGAACGUGGGUGAAUCAAAAUCAACUGGCAUUGGGUAGCAGUUUCUUCAUGGCCUUUGGAGUCGUCAAUUUAGCAAUGGACCAACUAACCUGGGGCAGCGAGAAUGCUCUGGCGAUCCAUACCUCCGUGUUAGCCAGAAGUUCAGCAGCUACUGUUACAACGCCCCUGAUGCUGCUAUUAGCUUUGUUGGCCAUACACUUUAUACGUUAAUUUAGGCUGAGUUUUUUUUUUGUUUUACUAUUAUAAUGACUGUACGUUUUGAAAUAGUGUAGGAACUUUUUUGUUUGUUAUACUCUAAUUUGUUGCAUCACCAGCUUUGUUGAUCAUCUAACAUAAUAUUUUGAACGGAAGGCAUUUUAUGGUUGCUUUGUUACAGAAAAAUAAAUAUUGUGUAUUAAUGCUUGUGUGCUACUUUUCUUAGAACCUUUGUGAGAAUUGAGUUUCAGUCUUUCUAGAUAAACAAAUUACAGAUUCAGAUUCUCUAACUUAUCAAUAGUGGAUAUGUGAUAAUUUAACCUAAGAAGAAUUAGUUGUGGGCAGAAGCAAGUUACAAAGGAAAGUUCAAAAUAGUCUUUUUACAGUGCUAUAGCUUGUACAGGUUGAAGUUGUUAAUUAUUUUUAUGUUUUGGCUCUUUUUGGGGACAUCCUGUUUAAGGUAGUUAUUCCACAGAAAUAAUUAGGUACAUUAUUUAAAAGCUCCUCAUUUAUUUUACUUGUAUGUUCGGGAUAAAUCUUAUAACUGUAAUUCUAUGCAGUUAUUCUCAACCGAUGGAGACAACAUUUUGCAAACACAUUUAGUUUCGACAUUCCAAAUCCAAUAUGGCGAACGGCCCACGAUGUGGGACGGAAAGAGUUUGUUGAGAACAAUACCAUAUACGAAUAAACGGAUGUCUGUGUAUAUCUUCAUAAAAGAGCAUUUAUAUAAAAGCUUGUAUUUCAAAAUGAUUUUAUACAUAUAUUUUUUUCUAACUUUAUUAUUUAUUAUCAAGUUUUUAGAUAGACGACGUAGCAAGAACACUUCUAGAAAUCACGUUUCUCACUAGUUCCACUAAGCUACUUAUUUCUCCUUUAGAAGAAAUCAUUUUAUGUAGUACUCAAAUGAUCAAUUCACAUAGUUUAAUGAACUUCUAAUCUAUUCUGUACUUUUAAGCCACUCAGAAGGGUUUGCAAACAAAUAGAUUUUAUGUAUGAGACACUGGCCACUUGUAAUUAUUUUGGAAACUUCGAUUAUUCGAAAAGUAAAAAUACCACUGUUCGAUUUUCGAAUUUCCCUUCGCAUUUUUUCGAGAGCUAAUGAAUAUUUUCUUGUCUCAUUGAAAAUGGAUCUGCAUCAAGAACAUUUUCGUGCUAUGGUUUUUCAUGAUUUUAAAUGUGGCUUAAAACCUGAUGAGUCAUUUUAUCGAUUUCGAACCGCUUUUAUAGAUGAACAAUAUUCAAAAGCAUCUACCGCUGGUGUAGCGAGUUCAAACGCGGUCGUCUUUCUUUGGGGGAUGAAAAUAGGAGUGGUCGUCCUACGACGGCUGUCACCGAAGAAAAUGUGCUGGCAGUAAAAAAAAAUAAUUCAAGAAAACAGUUGAAUUAAUUAAGUAGUAGUUAUCAGACGAAGAGAUUCAGCAUACUCUGCAGAUUGGUUCAGGGAAUGUUCACAAGAUUUCGCACGAGCACCUUUGCGUCAGGAGGAUAGUUUCCCGUUGGGUGCCGCACUACCUCACUGAAGCUCAGAAGUAGGCCCGUGUGGAUUAAUGCAGUGAUAUGAUACAAAACGAUAUAAAUAAUACAAUCAAUUAUUGGAAAAAAUAUAUACACGAUAUAAUACGUAGAUAGUUCAUAAUUAUUUUUUGUAACCUUUUUUUUCCUUCUCGAUUCUAACAAUCUGAACUCCUUUCAGUAGCUUGGGGUGAACAUUAUGGAAAGGUAAAGCCGGACCAAAAAACGACUAACGCGUGAAUAAGCAAAAUGACAUAUCAUAACUUGUAAAAAAACAUGUAAUAAAUUACAUAGUGUGUUAGUUUGCCUAUCCCAAAACUACGACGGAACUGUUAGAUAUGGUUCUUGCGUUGCGUUGUAUGCAGUUUUUUCAUGCGACAGAACAUGCUUGCUUUACAGUUAUUUAGUGUUCACCACCUUCACCGUACAUGACAUUACUGGUAUUAUAUGAACAGUGCAUGUCGAGUAUGAUAAAAGCGGCAUUUAAAAAGGCCGUUUACAGCACAGGUCACUCACACGCGGAUUAUAAAUAGGUAUAUAGACAAACAAAGAAUCAAAUAUAAGUGAAAUUGAACUUGCCAGCAUCAUCAUCAGAAAUAAAUACCAGCAGAAAUACCGCAAGUAUUUAUUUAUGUUCUACAUAAUAAUACAUAGUAUCACGUCUUUAUCCCUUACGGAGUAGACAGAGCCUAAGGCCGUGUGACCCCAGACUACGUUUUAUUUCCGAACGAUUGUUUUGAUAACGAAAUUAACUCAUUUUAUAGGUAAUCUGUGAGACAAAAAUCUAUUUGCACGCUACCAUUCCUACGUGACGCUAAGAAACAAAAAAAAAAACAAACAAAACUUUACGAUGAAAUAAAACAAACACUUUACUUGGCAAGUAAAAUUUCACUACUUUCGAUUCUUUUGUACUAUAUACCACAAUCAAGCUAAUCACUUAUCACAAUAGAUAAAUUAGCAUACGAAUAAUGACCAUGCGAAUGCGCGCGAAAUAAUGACCUUUGCCUGUGGCCUGUCAAUGAUAAAUUACUCUGAUUUUACAAAAACUUUCAAGCGAAACGAAACCUUAAACCAUGACAAAUAAAGCUUGCAGGCUAUCUACGAUCGGCUUAUAAGCGCUGUUAUAUCGACGAGUGGUUGCAUGUGAUAGUAAUCUGUAUGUCUGUGUGAAGUGCUUUCAUUUUAAUAGUUUUAAUUCCCAAUAUUAUUUCCGAUUUCUCCAGCCUACUACCGUAGAGCGGACCCAUGCGUGCGUGUGCGCGAUUUCAAAUACAUUGCGUAUUUUGUAUUCAGCAUAUUGAAUAAUAUUUUUACAAAACGCGCAAUGUUAUUAUGUCAUUUGCAUUAACCUUUGAAUCUGCCGAAGGAAGCCGGCAGGAAUCGUGUUCUAAGGAGGCUUCACCAAUGACUCCUUUAUAUGUUAUAGUGGAAACUUUACUGAUGUAUGUUUUCUCAAUUAGAUCUAGGUAUAAGUAUUAUUUCAUUGUUUGUUUCCAAAAUAAAGAUAAAAUAAAAAUUGAUGCAGGCUCUUCACGGCGCUUUUACGAUAUUGUGACAGGUAAUGAACCCUGGAUUUAUCAAUACAAUCCAGAAACAAAACGUCAGUCUACAGUUUGGCUGUUUCAAAAUGACCCAAUGCCUACGAAAAUAAAAUGAUCGAGGAGCGCAGGGAAAAUUUUGAUCGCUAGUUUCUUCACCUUGGCGGGGUACCUAAUUUCAAUUCCAUUUCGAGACCAAAGCAGCAUCAACGCCCAAUGGCACAAAAUGUCUCCCAGAAAAAAAUCCACGCGGACCAG
Messenger RNA from Chilo suppressalis (striped riceborer), 6319 nucleotides. NCBI's taxonomy places the organism in Eukaryota, Metazoa, Arthropoda, Insecta, Lepidoptera, Crambidae. The record is from the annotation of a GenBank genome assembly.